Molecule: messenger RNA, 891 nt
Organism: Rotaria sordida
Lineage: Eukaryota; Metazoa; Rotifera; Eurotatoria; Philodinida; Philodinidae
Source: the annotation of a GenBank genome assembly
AUGAGUCAAGAUCGAAAUAUGUGCUUUUCACCUAAUCCAUCAUACAAAGAUAAUCAAUCUUAUCCGAUUCAAGAACCGACGGGAUAUAUACCACAUCCACUUCAACCUGGUGGUAACAAUGGUCAGCAUAAAACGUCAUGUGAAGUCCCUUCAGUAUUGCCGGCAUGUCCAAAACUUACCAAAGAUGAUGAACAAGGCGGAGAUCAAUGGGGAAAUUUUACUGGUCUUGAAAGGAAAAAAAUUCGUUGCGCAUUUAUUCGAAAGGUUUAUUUAAUUCUCUUAAUUCAAUUAUCGAUUACAUUUGGUCUUAUUGCAAUAUGUCAUUUUAUACCAUCGAUUCAUGAAUAUGUACGAAGUUCGCAUGGUAAAUGGCUUUAUUUUGCAUCGUACUUUGUUUUUUUUGUUACUUAUUUUACAUUGGUUUGGUCAAAGCGUGCAGCACGAAUGUUUCCAUUUAAUCUUAUUUUACUCGCUAUUGUGACAUUAUCAAUGGGUUAUAUGAUGGGUAUGAUUUCAGCAUAUUAUAAAAUUGAAUCAGUCUUAAUUGCUGUUGGUAUAACAGGAUUUGUUUGUUUGGGUAUUACAUUAUUUUCAUUUCAAACAAAAUAUGAUUUUACAUUAUGUUUUGGAGUUUUAUUUGUUAUUACAUUGGUAGUUUUAGCUUUGAUAGUUAUUUGUAUAUUUACUUUUUCAAGAAUAAUGUUUACCAUUUAUGCUGGAUUAGGAGCUAUAGUUUUUUCUAUUUUCUUAGCUGUUGAUACACAAUUAAUUAUGGGUGGAAAACGACAUGAAAUAAGUGCUGAAGAUUAUGUUUUUGCAUCACUUAUGCUUUAUAUGGAUAUUGCUCAAAUAUUUAUGUUGAUUCUUUCAUUGUUUGGCAUUCGGAAAUGA